UUUGUCGCGCGGUUCGACGAGACGAGCGAACAAUCGUGGAGUUGUGCGGCGUUUUGUUCUCGAAUGUCGGAUAUACUCGCGGGUCGGUCUGCUUCUUCGUUGCUACGCGGAUUUCCUGCACUCUGACGCGGGAUACCUUCGGCGUUCCGAAGUGACACGGAGCUGCGAGUCGUCGCACGAUGGCAUCCAACGAGGAUGGCGAUCUGAUAGAUCUUGGCAAUGAUACCUGUGUGUCACGCGUUACCGUGAACGACCCGACACCCGAAGAACAAGAACAUUUGCUCGAUGUGUGUCCACCGAAACUGGAACAAAAACUCUCGCUCACGAAGCUACAGGAACGAGUGCUUGAAGGUAGCGAUAAGGGGGACAUCUUGGUGACCUUGGGCCACGAUCAAGUGGUGCCAGUCCGCAAGAGAAUCGACGUGGUCUCGUCAGAUACGAUCAAGCGAGUUCGCGAUAUUACCCGGAACUUGGAGCCGGUGAUACGUAGAACUUGUUCGAAUAUUAAUGAGGAGACGCAACAGGACACAGUGGACAAUACAACAUCGUCGGAUUACGAGAGGAAGAGAAAUUUGACGGCGAGAUGCGAAGAUGAAACGUACGAGGCUCGAGAGAUAAAUAACGCUUUCAACUUUCUCGCCGAGCACGACGACAACGAGGAUCAAACGGGAACAAACUUUGGCCGGCUGAGGAACGAGAUCAAUACUGAUCGCGCCGUACCUUCGACGCGCCCCUUCAUUGAUGAGGACACGGUUGAUUAUCCCUUCGAGUUGUUAUCCAAAACUUCGAACGACGAAGCGGCUGGAAACGACAUGGACCAGGGGAAAGACGUCACAAAAGAAAAGAAUGAUCAAUUGGACAAACUGGCCUUCGAAUCUCCGAGUGAGUUUCGCCAGAACAAUCAGGUCAGCAAGAAAUCCAUAUCUAUCGAUACGGAGACUCGCACGAGAGUCGGUCUCAAGAGACGCGGUCAGGAAGACGUUGCAUUCGAACGCGUAACCAAAAGGCAUUCCUCACGAGAUAAAUCGCACCGUAAAUCGUGGACGGAAGGAACGAGCUUAAAUUCUUCUCUUACGAAUGGGCUUCCCAGAAUUGAUCGAUCCACCAGCCUGGAAGAGUAUCGCUGUGUACCGUCCAUCUCCGAUGCGGAUCGUGAAAUACCCGACUUUCUCACGAGGUCUGCACCGGAAACGAAGGUAGUGACGAUGACAACCGGCGCCGAGGAUGCCUAUUCCGAAGGUUCCGAGGUGGAUUGGUCGUGGCUCGAAGAAAUGGAGUAUUCGCGGGCCGUGGACACGCUCGCGGUUGCCGAUGUCGAACACGGCGAGCAAAGGGGGAGAAGUGUUUCCCCUACCAGCGGGACCGCAGGGCGCAAGCGCGCUUGCGACCGUCGAGAGACAGCAUCUCGCAGUGUCGCGAUGUCCGUCACCGCAGCGGCAAAGUCCCUAGCUGUCGGUGGUUCACAGUGGUCACCCCCCGGUGGCGCGCUUCUCCUCGAUCAUCAAAAUAACAACAGCGUCGAUCGUUAUAACGGCGCUCAUCAUCGCCGGUGUCAGGACGGCGAUAACAGUAACGAUGAUGGAGAUAACAACCACGACGACGACGACGACGACGACGACGACGACGAUGACGCGCGUUGCAACGCUACGAACGAAGCGGUCGAUCGUGAAAAUCGCGACACUGCAACGACAACCGGCGUCGUCGGUGCCUCCGUCGCCGUCGCGAAUUCGUGGAUGCGCGCGUCCAUGCGGCGAUUGCGUCAUCUGCGCCUACCGGACGGUACACAACGCGCUGUCGCCGUGGAUAACGGUAACGAAUCGGCCAAUCGGCUCUCGGCCGUCUCGGCGCCGAAUUCGUUGCCGGAUAUCGCGCUGAUCGCACCAGAGAUCCUUGCGGCGCACACCAACGGUACUUCCGGCACUCUGCUGCGACCUUCGAGCGCGCCCGCAAGAAACGUCACUGCGGCCGCCUCCGUCGCCGCGACACCGCGUCGAGCCGGCCGGCAACUCGCCGGCGGCAGAUCACGAGGUUCACGGAAUCGAGAUCGAGAAACGUCCUCGAGGCAGGGUAGCCUCGGCUCCACCACGACGGCUAGCGACACCAUUGUGUCCGGCACGACGACCUGCUCCAGUUCGUUCGGCGCGGUUUCCACCAGUCCACCUUCCAGCACGGCAACCAGCCCACAGCGUACCACUUCGAGAAGGAUAUGCGAAAGACAAAGAGACGUCGAUAGACGCAACGAAGAUGACGACGAGGAUGAGAAUUCAUUGGGAAGAUGGCCUCAUGCCCUUAGCCCGGCUCUCGCCUGUCUCGGUUGUACUCUGGGACUUUUUAAUAUCAGUAGAUUCGCCAUUCUUAGUAUACAGUUCGGAGCAAACUUCAUUGUACAGUUCCUGAUUUUAUCUCUCAUACUGGGUAUCCCGUUAUUAACGUUACACGUGUGCCUCGGACAAAGACUGGCGGCUGGUUCUGUGGAUAUGUGGAGGAUUUCGCCGAUUUUUCAAGGUGUCGGAAUAGCUCUGCUCGCUGCGCAAGCUCUCAUCGGUAUCUACAGUAUAGUCGGUGUAUCAUGGAUGUUUGUGUACUUCAGAGAUUCGUUCAUAACGAAGCAGGACAAGUAUCGAUGGGCAGAACCGUUUCUUCUUUACCGAGAAGACAGCCGUCCCACGCACAACACCACUACUUCGUACAAAUUGCAUGAAACUGUUCCGGAUUAUUUUAGCGGUGCUGUGCUACAGAGACACCAUUUGAACGACACUGAUCCUGGUGUAGUAACACUGAAGUUCCAAGUGGCCUUCAACUUAGCAGUUGUAUGGAUGAUCGUGUUUGUUUCAUUGAGCAAAGGUCUAAGGUCCUAUGGAAAAGUGGUGUACGUGUUCACAUUAGUGCCCGUGGUCGGGACGCUGGUUCUCUGCGCGAAGCUGCUGGGCCUCAACGCGACCGGUUCAAUACAACACCAACUUUUCCCUGCCACUGUCUGGAGCGAAUUCUUCAUCAACGGGAAGUCAUGGGUGGCUGCCUCGAACGAGGUCUUCCUCACAUGGGGUUUACUUGGUGCGGCGGCUAUGCAGAUAGCGGCUCAUAACAAGCACAAGCAUCUCCUGCAGCGAGAUACGAGCCUCGUGGUGGUCUUGACGUUUGCCGUUCUCCUUCUCGCAGCAUUCUUAGCGAACACUUGUGUACAGAUUCUCAACCAUCACGGCUACAUUUACACUACCAGUUCGUUCGAGAGGAUAUCAGGGUAUACGUUUAUGAGGUUUGCCAAUCAACAAGCACCGCCGGAAUACAGCACCACACCGGAGAGAUUCAUGUCCCACGCGUCUUUUCUUCUUGGUCAACGCGUGAUCCGACCUAACACGGACGUGAGCACUGAGUCGGGAUACCAGGUGUUAAGGCUAUGCACUGAAUUGGUACCUGCGACGUUGGCAAUGUUAGGUACAGAACAAGUAUCACCGUUCUGGGCGGUCCUGUUUUACUUCAUCAUCAUCUUAUUUGGAAUCGCGCAGCAGUUGGCUAUUUGGCAUUGUGUAAUAACUGGCAUAAUGGCCAUCAAUACGAAGAUGAUGAAACUUUGGGAGACGACCAUCACAUUCUUCAGCUGCGCUUGUGCCUACAUACUCGGAUUGCCUAUGGCUACGGAGCUGGGUAUUUAUGUCGUCUACUAUCUUGAUUACACUGUCGGUGGUGCAUGGUGGAUAAUUAUCCUAUAUUUAAUGCAAGUCGGCGCCGUGUUCGCGGUUCGUGGACGUCCACAUACCGGAGAAGCAGUCGUGGCCGAAUUAUUUCCACCGACAGGACGAUGCCUCAGAUACUGGGCCGGUCCUCUGUUAUCCUUUACGUGGAACGUCAUUCUCCCUGUGGCUUUACUGGUCCUCACUAUUACAAUAUUCAAAAGUGGCGGCUUCCGGGACCUCUAUUAUUAUCGUCGUGCGAGCAAAGAAUACUGGGCCGUGUGGGCAAGGCAACUCGGCACUGCAAUUCAGUUGAUACCAAUACUAACAGUACCGGCAGUGGGUAUCAUACAGACGUGUCGAUAUUUGAACAAAGGACCACCUGAUAUAUUUGACAAUGAACAGGUGGAGGUAACAGUAAAUCACUGCGAACAAUGUAAUGGCAGGAUUCAGCUGCUCUAUCGGCCACCAUUGGAGCCAGACGACGCUCGCGACGCGCACACCCAGAUCGGCAGCGAUACCGGCACCAGCUUACACGGCAACGGGAUUUUGCCCGCCGCGACGACGGACAUACCCUUCGAGGAUCCGCCGCCUAAAUAUACGCCGCCACCGAGCUACACCACGGCAACCGGCGCAAGAAUUGCGAAGAUGUUGCGGCAGAGUUUCCGGCGCAGUGUGCGCAGGAUCGCGAAUGUCCUAGGCGAGAGUAGCGUGACGUCGAGACAGAGACCGGCGUUACAGCCACCGCCUCCGGAUUAUGCGACCGUAUUGGUGGAAAUGAACCAGCAAAGUGGUAACGAUGGCGGCGGUAGCAUACCAACGUCGCACGACAUCGCGAUCCACAUGACCGAGCCGCGACCGGACGUGACCAAUACCGGGAAUUGCCGUAGCUAUCAGAAUAGCGAUGUGCCGGUCGAAUGGCACCGGCCGAACACCAUCGACCGUACCACCAGCAGGAUCGCUAUGGUGGAGAGACGUGCGAUCGAGCGCACCCAUUCGACGCUCGACCGCGGUCGCAGGUCGUACGUGAACACCACCAGUAUGUCCAGUUCGAACCUGACCGCCGCCGACGUGGCGAACUUGCUACGCAGCAGCAUUCGCCGGGGCACAGCGCGGACCCAGCAGUCCCUGCGCCGCAGUUUCUGCCAUGAGGAGCCGACGGCGGCGGCGUCCGUCGAGAAUCUAGUCGAAGCCGCUGCGCCUAUCGGCGAAGACUCUUUGGUCCUAACGAAGGACGCGUCUCUAGUCUCUGACGAGCAACAGGUCGACGAUCGCCGCAACGAUGAUGAUUGCGGUAAUAGCAAUGGCGGUGGCGGUGACGGUGACGAGAAAAAGACUGCGGGCGAAAUGGAGAGCUCCGUUUCUGUGAUAUAGUAGAUUGGUCGGUAUGCGUCCGGUUGCGUCGAUAUGUCGCGCGCGAUAUUAUCGUUGCCUCUCGCUGCAUCUCGAUUUUUUCAAACAGCCGACUCGAAUUAAUCGGCGAGUCGUCCUCUCUUGGAUUGCAAUGUCUCGUCUCCGUGAUGUUAUAUAACGAAGAGAGAGGGAAUAGAAAUUUCGUUAACUGGAGUCUCUUUGACUGAUCGGAUAUCGGACGUAACUGGCCGACAGUCUCCAGUGCUUGAUACCCCUCGAGAUUAAAAAAAAAACACUGACAUUUCUUUCCCCGUGCCUGAAUAAUUAUGUACGCCUGUUACUUCGAAGGGUUCUCUUUUUUGUGUUCUUGCGAUAUUUAUAUCUUGAUACAUAUAUAUAAGUAUAUUAACUUCGUUAACAGUCUAACAGUCUAAAGAAAAUAAAAAAUAAACUUUCAUAAGUAGUCGAAUAAGAAGUAAUCAAACUUCUGGCCACGAUUCUCAGCAUUGGUGCAUUGGUUUGAUGAAGUUAGACGUAACGGAAAUAAUGAACGGAAAUAAUGAUGAUUUCUUAAUCAGGACGCAUAUUCGAUGUCGAAAGCAACGAAUACAAUUCGAAUUCUACGACAGGUAUCAUUUUUAUGUCGGACGAAUAAAAUUCGGAAUCGAAAUUAUAAUUUUAAAUAAUAAUGUAAAUAGAUGUGUGUGCGUGUGUGUCCUUUUUGAUAAAUCAGCGAAAAAGAGAAGGGGGAAGGCGAGAGAGUGUGAGAGAAAAAUUGCUGUUAUUAACAAAAUAUACAGUAUUAUUUAACGAUGGUGUUGCGAAAUGUACGACAUCAUAAAAUCUCCUAACAUUACUUUUCUUCUAGUGAUCACAUGGAAGAAGUGACUGAAGGGCGAACUAAACGGUCUAAGAAAGUAUUUCGUCAAUUUAGCUCUCGUCUUCGGCUAAAAACUUAAGUUAGGUUUCCUAAGUGUGUUCGAGAACAUUUAGUUGUAACAUGCUUAAAACCAAUCCGCACCGAUUACCAUACUUUUAUUGGUGAUUCCGCGAACGAUAUAUCUGCGUGUGUGAAUAAAAUAUAGCUUUGUGUACUUGUCCCCUUUGAGAUUAGUUUAUCCUGUAAAUACACAUAAUACUUUAACAAAUUAAGAGGACACACCUAGGCGGCUUAGAAAAGUCAAUGUCUUUUAACAUAUUCGAAAAGUGCGAUGUUUCAAAGAUAACUUCCUAAAAUUAAGGUAAGUAUAAGGAAAAUAAGAAUUGGUUUUUUUAUACUAUAUGACAUAAUAAAAGAAAGAAAUAAACCUGAAAAAACAAAUUUCGCUAUGAAUUGAUGUACAAAUAUUAAAUUUUCUAGAAGUAAUAUAAAAUCAACAUACUAAACAGCAAAAUCAUGAAAAAUGCAGUAUAACAAAAAAAUAUAAAUGUUAAAAUUUUAGAUAUUAAUAUGUACAAAAAUUCAGCUUUAUUAAAUUUAAGAAAUUAUUCCUGAAACAUUGUACUUCUAAAAAAUUUUAAAAGAGGUAGUCUGUUUUAUGUGCCCUCAUUAAAAUACGUCAUACAAGUCGAUUGCCUCUAUUCGCUAAGUAUCUCGUUUAUUAGUCAAUAACGCUCAUCUCACUAUAAUUUGAGUGUGUACAAUCCGUCCAAUGUAUCUAUAAUAUCUCUGUAUUUCAAUAUUGAUAGACAUUACAUUGUCGCAAUUAUAUAGAUUGAUUUACGUAAUACUUUCACGAUUAGAAGCGAUCGAGCAUUCCGUGGGUACUACAAUAGAAGAAAAUGAUGCACAUUGUCUGUGUUCGUAUAAAUCUACCGUGUCUAGCGUAAAUAUUCAGAUAAUUCUUUGUAAAAUAAAUGUAACUGCUAUACCUGAUAUUAUGGACCAUAAUAAAGUUUUUAUGUUCUUGUAAACA
This is a messenger RNA of Harpegnathos saltator (Jerdon's jumping ant), 6940 nucleotides long. RefSeq lists its product as uncharacterized. The transcript is spliced from 14 exons. Gene Ontology annotation, cellular component: plasma membrane. Gene Ontology annotation, molecular function: L-amino acid transmembrane transporter activity; amino acid:sodium symporter activity. The record is from RefSeq and is a predicted model, not a curated record. Lineage: Eukaryota; Metazoa; Arthropoda; Insecta; Hymenoptera; Formicidae. Gene Ontology annotation, biological process: sodium ion transmembrane transport; amino acid import across plasma membrane; nitrogen compound transport. The coding region runs from base 180 to 5045 and encodes 1621 amino acids.